CAUGUGCCCCUCAUGUUGCGGUCUUCAUAAGCUCAGAAUUUCUACUCACUCAAGACAAUUUUGCCACUGCUAUCAAACUGAAGGUGCCAUCCACAUUACUAAUGCAGUCUGAAGCAUUUGUCAAGCUGGCUCUGUUUUCGGCAGAAAACCUUUUGGUACUCUUGGAGUCAGGAAAACUUCUCACAUUUAAUGGAACAGCACAAACGUGGGGCAGUCCAUUGGGAUUACCACAUUUGGGGUUAACUGGUCUGGCAUCACACAAGAUAUGUUUUGAAGGUGCAAAUAGGGAGAUCAUAAAGAACUUAGUUCUUGGAUGGUCAAAUGAGAGUGUUAGUGGUAGUUGGAUUUACCUCUCAAAAGACAGUGGCAUUUCCUUUCAGCAACUUCAGUUUCCUACACAGAACUUCUCUGUGAUAUCUGUGUUGCAUGUUGAACUGCACUGUUACUUUCCUGCUGUAACUUUCCUCGUAAAUACCACAAGUUAUCAAAACCAGGAGAAGACAGUGUUCAUGCAGUAUGACUUUAUGGAGGAUGCCUGGAUACAAGAGGAACUUACACUUUCUGGUUUUAUUCAAGACCCUCCAACAUAUUUUUCAUUUAUUCCCCCAAGUACAAACUAUUUGAUUGCUUGGAGUAGGAAAUUUCUUGCCUUUGGAAGACUGAAUGAAACAGGAAGUGUUUUUGUGGUAAAGAGACAAGGAAAUCUCACUGUCUUUGUUCUUGAUGUCAAUGAAACUAUUGUGUCUUUGAUAACAGGUGGACAUGGUGAUUUUGCUGUGCAGUUGUCAAACAAAAGGUUAUUUUAUGGAAGAGCAUUUGUUGAGCAUGUGGUUGAGAUUUUUCCAGGAGAAGACCCAUCUUCAAAUUUAACAGUGAUGUUUGAUAUGUUCAGUUCUUUACUGCUGAUUACAAACAAAGGGGACAAGGUUACAACAAGAAAGCUGCCACUGGCAAAUGAAGUAUUGAAUGCUGUAUUCCCAAAAAAAUCAUGUCCAUAUUUGAAAUUCACCACCAGUAUCAAUCCAGAGUUGUAUUUCAUGGACAAGGGAGAUGAAACAAAGGUGUGGGCAGCUCUUAUUUAUCCCAGGACGGAACCCAACGACAUCAAGCUGGAAAUCUCCAGUGUUGAUGUCCUCCAAAUCACUAGUGAAGAUAAAGUUGAAAAUCAUAAAGGACUUGUGAUACUGAAUAAGACAUUCACAUUUAAAUACAACUACAGGAAUGGAACUUCCAUGCAAAAAAGUCUGUCCAUUGAUCCUAGCUCCUACAAAUCAACUGCAAUUGCUGUUCAGCUUUUUCCAAAAGUUGGAGAAUUGUCCUGUGAAAAUAGUCUCCAGGUGCUACAUAUUCAUGUUGGGUGUCCGCCCCACAAGAGUAUUGUGAUCAGGAACUGUACUUCAUCAACUGGUGUGGAACCUGUGCCACUGUUAUCUAUGGAUUAUGGCCAAAAUCUGUGCCGUUUGUAUGCUGCCAUUUAUGGAAAUAUCAAGCUAGUGGUGGAUCUAUAUGAAGGUGACAAGUUCGUGGAAGAAGUGCACACUGAUUAUAUUGUAUGGGAAGAAACAGGCAGAACAGACUAUGGAUACACUGCAACUAUGAGUGAGGCCAGGUGUUUAUCCGAAGCUCAGACAUUGAGAAAACUUGCAGAAAAUACCUCCAAAGGUUUCAACCGUAUUGGGACUCAAAAUAAAUAUCAGAGCUGUUUUGAAGCAAGUAACGAUGGCAAGACAUUUGACGAAAGUCAACCGUAUGAAAUUCUAAACUCCACAGGAGUCUCUCAGCUGGUGUUUCAAGGUUCAGGAAACUUUCACUUCCAACUCAGGGUUGUUGGAAACCACUUGAGUUUCUGUGAGCUGACCACAUGGUUCUCAGUACAAGUAACAGAGAGGGAAGGAAAAGAUUUCUUAUCACAGAUUGUGUCUGUUGCUGUGGUGACCCUCAUUAGCACAGUGCUCCUUUACCUAAGCUUUGCAAAGUAUACCAAACAGACACUGGACAGACAUCAGGAGGACCAACAAGAACAGCAACGACUGAUGGAACUCAAGUAA
Stylophora pistillata is the source of this 2048-nucleotide messenger RNA. Its product is annotated as cation channel sperm-associated auxiliary subunit epsilon. Gene Ontology annotation, biological process: flagellated sperm motility; sperm capacitation. Gene Ontology annotation, cellular component: sperm principal piece; CatSper complex. The record is from RefSeq and is a predicted model, not a curated record. Lineage: Eukaryota; Metazoa; Cnidaria; Anthozoa; Scleractinia; Pocilloporidae.